Podarcis muralis (Common wall lizard) is the source of this 6383-nucleotide messenger RNA. The record is from RefSeq and is a predicted model, not a curated record. NCBI's taxonomy places the organism in Eukaryota, Metazoa, Chordata, Lepidosauria, Squamata, Lacertidae.
UUCCUGCUUGUCCUCCCUCCGGGAAACGCAUGCGCAGAGAGACACUUCUCCUCCCCUGUUUCCCAGAGUGCUCUGCGCGGUGAAGAAGCGUCGGUCGCGGGCUGGAGGCAUUUUGUGUCCUGGAUAUCAGCAGCGAAAGAGAGAGAGGAAGAGAGCGAGAGCAAGAGAGAGACAGACAAGAUGGCGGCGGCGGCCGAAUGAAGCGCAAGGCGGCGGCGGCGGCAGCCGGAUCCGCUCGAAUUUCUCCCUCCCUUCCCAGCCCUCAGGGCUGCCUUUCCUGAGAGGGCAGAGAGAGCGCUGACAGCCGCGGAAGCGUGUGGAGGGGGACGUCCGCUUCCUACAAAGGGGCCUGGUUGCGAACGGAGCCUCGGGGACCGGAGUCCUCCCUCCCGCCCCCCGUCCUCCAUACACUUCCCCCCUCCUCUUCUUCUUCCUCCCACCGACAGACCCCUCGAAAUCCUGGCUUUUUCGUAGCAGGAGCUCCUUGAGGAGAAACUCGGCAGUCGGGCUCUCGACGUGUGAACAAGCCCCCCUCCUCCCCCCCUCCCCGCUCGCGCUCUCCCUCGGUCGCCAUGGCGAGCAGCAGCGGCUCCAAGGCCGAGUUCAUCGUCGGGGGCAAAUACAAGCUGGUGCGGAAGAUCGGCUCGGGCUCCUUCGGGGACAUAUACUUGGCCAUCAAUAUCACCAACGGGGAGGAAGUAGCUGUGAAGUUGGAGUCUCAGAAGGCCAGACAUCCCCAGCUGCUAUAUGAAAGCAAACUAUACAAGAUUCUGCAAGGGGGAGUUGGCAUCCCUCACAUAAGGUGGUAUGGUCAAGAGAAAGAUUAUAAUGUUCUAGUCAUGGAUCUUCUUGGACCCAGCCUUGAGGAUCUCUUCAACUUUUGUUCUCGAAGGUUCACAAUGAAAACAGUACUUAUGUUAGCAGACCAGAUGAUCAGUAGAAUUGAAUAUGUGCAUACAAAGAAUUUUAUACACAGAGACAUUAAACCAGAUAACUUCCUAAUGGGUAUCGGGCGUCACUGUAAUAAGUGUUUAGAAUCUCCAGUGGGGAAGAGGAAAAGAAGCAUGACUGUUAGUACUUCUCAGGACCCAUCUUUCUCAGGAUUAAACCAGUUAUUCCUUAUUGACUUUGGGUUGGCCAAAAAGUACCGGGACAACAGGACAAGGCAACAUAUACCAUAUAGAGAAGACAAAAAUCUCACUGGCACAGCCAGAUACGCCAGCAUCAAUGCACAUCUCGGCAUUGAACAGAGUCGUCGUGAUGAUAUGGAGUCACUAGGAUACGUAUUGAUGUACUUUAACAGAACCAGCCUGCCGUGGCAAGGAUUAAAGGCUGCAACAAAGAAACAGAAAUAUGAAAAGAUUAGUGAAAAGAAGAUGUCUACUCCUGUUGAAGUUUUGUGUAAGGGUUUUCCUGCAGAAUUUGCAAUGUAUCUGAACUACUGUCGUGGCUUGCGCUUUGAAGAGGCUCCUGACUACAUGUAUCUGAGGCAGUUAUUCCGUAUCCUUUUCAGGACUCUGAAUCACCAAUAUGACUACACAUUUGACUGGACAAUGUUAAAGCAGAAAGCAGCACAGCAGGCAGCCUCUUCCAGUGGGCAGGGGCAGCAAGCCCAAACCCCCACAGGCAAGCAAACUGACAAAUCCAAGAGUAACAUGAAAGGUGGGGCAGAGAAGUGGAUGCAACACAGAGAAGAAACUCAAGGCAGAUUAGCGCAGAGUUCAAGUUUUGUCUUACGUAUAAUCAACACAUUUAAGGUUUUUGAGCAUGAAGAAGAGAACAGAUGAAGCAGAGCAGAAUGGAGCAGGAUCUAUCACUCCCCAAAUCCUAGGAAUUUUAGUUCAUAAACACACUUGCCGGUGGUUGUGGGCAACCAUCUACUUGAUGUAAAGAACUUAAUUUCAGUAUAAACUGGCUCUGGGCAGCGCCGUUGAUGCUGCAGCUUUGAGUUGUAGCAGCUGUAAUUGUGAAUAUUUCUGAGAUAGUGAAACAUGGUGUCCAGUUUUCUAUUGCAUUUUUUCAAGUGGAAAAGUUUAACUGAAUGGUUGACACACAAGUGGUGGAAAGAAUUGUGCAUAUGCCAAUUUUUGUAACCUUUUUACUUUGAACUACACUGCUUAUGAGAUCUCAUUGUUUUGGAAGAAUGGCAUGAACAAGUCUUCAGGAACAGUUGUGGUAAAUUGUAAAUGCUCACAAUUGUGCACACUUUCUGGGUAUUCCUCCCUGGUUUUGAAAGCUGUACACUUAAAACAUUCUUAAAAUUGCUGGUGUCUUGAGUGACGUAAGCCAGCUGACAAUGGUAGUAACCAAAGAUUCCAGUUUUUAAGCAUAUGAAAGACUCUGCCUGCUUACCUGUGCUAGAAGUAACAGCAUCUAAAGUGAAGACUUAAGAGAAACUUAGCGACUACUAGAUUAUCUUUAGGACUCUGCAUUAACUCUAUAAUGUUCUUGGUAUAAAAGGAGAAACAGCAUAUUUGUCACAAAUUUAGUUAACAUCUUACAACUGAAACUUGUAUGUAAGUUGUUUAGAUAAAUGUAAUCACUGUAAACAUCUAUAUGAACGAAUUUUGUUUUUAUUUUGGAAACGGGAGCUUUUUUGUUUACAAGUUCAUUAAAAACUAAACUGUUUCUGUAAGGAAAUGAGGUUUUUUUUUUUAUUUGCCUUGAUAAUUUGCAAUCUAAAUUAGACACCACCCUUUUUUAAAAUGGGCAACUACAAGGCCAUUUGUUAAAGCAAAAGUCCUAUUUCUUAAUCAUUUUAGAUCUAGUGUUGUAACUCUUCCUCACUUUUGUUUUUCAAUAAAUUUUGUAUUUUUUUUCUUGAUGGGGAGGGGCGCUCUUGCAUUUUUAUAAUCUGUUGCAUCGAUACCCAGCCCACUGUAACAAGAGACUGGAUAAAAAUAAAGGCAUCUUUUCAGACCCAUCACAGCAGCUCACAAGCCUUGCCGUUGUCUUGCAUUGGCUGGACUAAUUUGCAAAAGUAGCUUUGAAGAUUUAAAAUGGAAGUGUGUGGAGGAUUUUAAAAGAAGGAAUUUUCUUUUCAAGUUCUUGUGAAGUGGAUAUGACCAGAUUUACUCUUGUUCUCAGGCAGCAUCUCGGUGUGCUGUGUUCACAUGGGUUACUGCCUUAGGCUAUCCUCACUCUAAUCCAGCUAAAAGAUACUCUUACUGCUGGUGAUUCGUCUAACAGUGUAACUUAUUCCUUUAUAGCAUGUCAGAAUAAAUUUUAAAAGUUGUCUGAAAAUUCUGCCAGAUGCCUAUUGUGUACAUGGUUUUUAUGACUUUUGGACCUGUUAUGUGUUUGGGUUGCAGUGCAUAUUAUGCGGGACACUGAAGCUCUUGAACAGUUGUUUUUCCACAAAUUGAAUUUUCAGGUAUUUUAUGGUCAUGUGAACAAGAACAUUUUCAAGAUGCAUAGUCUACUUUUAAGAACAAUUUGUGGAAUGUUAUGUACUGGUAUGGUACAUGCAGGUUAGCUCAGUUAAGUGAGUUGGGCAUUUUACCUUUGCUUUAAAAAAAAAUGCAGACUAAACAAAAGCUCCUUAAUUGCUCAAGAAUUGAGAAAUGAUUGAAAUGGGUUAUACUGCAGAGACCAUGGGUAAUGUAUGGCACGUCUAGCUUUGUGAUGCAUUUUUCAAUCUCUCUAGGGAAUGAUAGGAAACCGGUAGAAUAGCAGAUAAAAGUUCAACUUGAAAAACAGUUGACUUGUUUAGCUACAGCUAUCACCUGAUUGAAGAAAUCUUAGUCUGUUUGCAUAACUUUCACUGAAUAAAUUAGAACAAAUUUGUAUAUAAGUAGCAUUAACAGCUUCAUUUUUUAAGUUUACAUUCAGCCUUCAAUCUGAAGAUUUGCAAAGAGGUGCAUAGCAAUAUAUUAAAUUCACAACCCAGUACAGGAACCAUAGAACAGAUAUCAAAACAAAAUAUCAAGAAAUAGAAAUUCUGACAAUCAAGCAGUAAUCCAAAUCCACAAGUCAGGGCAAAUAAAUGUCGUACAUAAUGCCUAAAAUAGGGGACAGUGCCAUAUCUCUGGUGAGGCAGUUCACACCCGGAGUGCCACAACAGAGAAGACCCUGCAGGGCCUCUCCUGCAGAUCCUUCCUGCCAUCCUGUACUUGAAUAGUACUUGUGCCCUAAACCAAAGUCAGCACCUUAAAUUGGGCUGGUAGCAAACAGGCAGACCAUGCUGAUCCUUAAGGAAUCACUGCUGCAGGAUCCUGCUUCGCUGCAGUUUCUGGACUAUUUUCAAGGGCAGCACCACACAGAGAACACCACAGUAUAUUUGAGAGGGUGCAUGUAGUACUACUAUAGCUAAAAAGAACUGUAGCUAGGCAUAGGUGUUCCUUGGCACUUGCGCCAUCUGGGCCUCAAGGUAACAUUGACCCCAAGACCCUUCUCUAAGCAAGGAUUGCAACUCCAUCCAGAACAGGCAGUCUUCCCAAACAGUUAGUCUUGCCAGGGUUAAGCUUCAGUUUAUUGGUCUUCAUCCAGCCCAUUGCCUCCAGGCAUCUGUCCAGCACCUGAAUCAGCCUCUUCUGAUUCAGAUGAAGUGGAGAGAUAAGGUUGUGUGUCAUUGGCAUGCUAAUGCCAUUUUACUUCCAAAUUUCCAGAUAACAGCUUCCAAGAGAUAGUAAAGAGCAUGGGGACAGACUUGUGCCCUGCCAGAUUCCACAGCAUAACUGCCAGGGGACAGAGCAAGUCUCCCAGUGCUACUCUUGAAUAUUAGUUCUGCAGUUAAGAGCAGAUGCACUACAAUAUGGUGCCUCUGACUCACGACCCACAGAGCUGAUUCAGGAGCAUACUAUGGUUAAUGGUAUCAAAUGGCCAUGGAGAAGAAGAGAACCAGCAGGAGUCAUGUGAGAUGACCAAGGCCAUUGCAGAGCUGUAAUAAUUAAUAAAGCCAGACUGAAAUGGGGCAGAAGCUGGCCAGUCAGCACCCUCUCAAUCACUUGCCCUGAAAAGACAUUUGUGGCUAGGUAAUAAUUAUAAUAUUUGUAUCCCAGCCGAGGCCGGGCUCGGAGCAGCUAACAUCAUGAAAACAACACAAUAAGCACAAAAACAGACAUCAGAUAAUUAAAAUGCAUCUUAAAAUAUUAAUAAAUUUUUAUUUGAUAAUAAAUUUUUACCGGGUAUUUGCAGUUACCCAAUACCUCCAGCUCCAGGGAGGGUCUCUUGAGAAGAGGCCUCACCACUGCCUUUUUGAGGACUGAGUAUGGCCUUCCUAAGUGAAGCAUUAACUGCUUCCUGGACCCCACUGAAUAAGGCCCUCCCUGCUAGCUUUUAUUUGCUAUGGUGGGCAAGGGUAGAGGUGGUAGGCUUGGACACCUAUCAGCACCUUGCCCCUCUGGCCACAAACUGAAACUGACCCUAAAAUCCCGGCGAGCCUCUGCCAGACUAGCUUUCUACCAGAGCAGUCCUUAUUCUAAAGGAACAAUUUUUAAAAAGAUGCCUCUUCUAAAAUUACUCUUGUUCAAACAGGCACCCCUCGUAAUCAUAAUCUGUGUCAAAAAGAUGGAUGUAUCUCUUAAGAUGGUGCCUAUUGUCAACACUGUGAGAAAAAGUUUACAUAAAAUGGGCAAUUAAUUGUGGGCAUCUUUUAGGUCAGUUGGCUAAAUGUUGCAACCCUGCUUUGAACCAAGAAUUCUGAACAAUGAAGUGUGCAGAUAAAACUGUUCACUAAGCUAAUGCUGGUGCCUUAAUUGCUAUCUGUAAUAAAGGCCAAGAAGUGCAGAAUGUUGAAUUAAACUUUCAAAAUCUAGGCUAUGAAUUUUUAACGGGUUGUGUUGCCACAUUGUUACAGGAAUCUACCGGUAACAAGAAAUUAUUUAGCAACAUGGCAGGUCUUUUCAGGCUCCCCCUCCUCCAUUUACUUAUUUAUUUUUAAACAACUGCAACAAACAUAUAAAGGUCUUUUCAAGCUACCUUUUAAUACAGAUGGAGCAGCAAGGCUAGAGGUUCCCCAAGCACUUGCCUUACAAUAAAAUAUUAAAAGUAUGCCAGAAGCUGCUCUUGAUAGAUACUAAGAAAAUAAUUCCUUAACAAUUCACAUCAAGACCAUAUAGUUAACAAUCACCUUUUCUUUACAGCCUUUGUGUCCGCAGUGGUCAGAAUUGCAGUUUGGUGGUCGUGUUGGAACUGGGCUUUUCUUAGCAUUGAUAAUAAGAUUCUGUUGGAGUCUUCAGGAAUUUGAGUUGAGUUCAAGUUUUCUUUCAAAUGUUUCUGGGCUACUAAGUGAAUAGAGAUUGCUGAAAACCCGUCAGCUAACUUUAUCCUAGGAUUGGUUCCACUGCUGGGUAUUAAACUAGCUUUGUACUGAAGUAGUAUUGUUCAGAGGUUCUAUACUCUCCAUGUCAUCCUGUUUUUAAGUAAACACUGUUUAAAACUUU